Messenger RNA from Hordeum vulgare subsp. vulgare (domesticated barley), 1505 nucleotides. RefSeq names its product pentatricopeptide repeat-containing protein At4g21190. The transcript has 8 exons. The record is from RefSeq and is a predicted model, not a curated record. Lineage: Eukaryota; Viridiplantae; Streptophyta; Magnoliopsida; Poales; Poaceae. Gene Ontology annotation, molecular function: protein binding. Bases 236 to 1126 code for a protein of 296 amino acids.
AGCUUCAAAGAAAAAAGAGCGCACGAAGCUUAUCCUCAACCUUUGCAAAACUUACCACCGUCUCUCCACCACCCACCCCCGUCCGUACGAGGAGGAGGACCCUCUCCCCCUCCCGACCCGGAGCUCCUCCACCGCCGCCGACGCCGACGACGACUCCUGACGCGCGCCGCCGCUCCCCUCCUCCUCGGGUCCCUCCGUCCGCAAUCUCCGGAGCCCCGGUUUUCGAGAUCACACCAUGCUUUCCUUGAGGUGUUGGGCGCCCACAUUCGGUUUAUCGGUCGACAGAGCCGUCGUCCUGCGGCCGCGAAAGUUCAACUCCCUAGUGGUUUGCGGCGCCAGGGGUCCGAGGCCGAGGUUUCCUCGCGUGUGGAAGGCCGACAAGAGAAUCGGAACCGUCUCCAAGUCGCAGAAGCUCGUCAAAUGUAUUAAGGAUUUGUCUAAUGUAAAGGAGGAGGUUUAUGGUGCUCUUGAUUCAUUUGUUGCAUGGGAGCUGGAGUUUCCCUUGAUAGCGGUGAAAAAAGCACUGAAGACGCUUGAAGAUGAGAAGGAAUGGAAACGAAUAAUUCAGGUUAUCAAGUGGAUGUUCAAUAAAGGUCAAGGGAAGACAAUGGGAAGCUAUCAAACUUUAUUAAAUGCUUUAAUCGAGGAUGGACGAGUUGAGGAAGCAGAAGAGCUAUUCCAAAAGAUAUUCUCGAGAUAUAUGGAGGGUUUGCCCCGUAUUUUUUUCAUGAAAAUGAUCUCCUUGUAUUACAGAUUGGGGUCAUACGAGAAGAUGUUUGAGGUUUUUGCUGAUAUGGAAGAACUGGGUGUUCGACCUGAUACCUCGAUUGUCAGGAUGCUUGGUGAUGUAUUUAUGAAGCUAGAGAUGUUGGACAAAUACGAAAAGUUAAAUAGGAAAUAUCCACCGCCAAAGUUUGAAUAUCGAUACAUCAAAGGCAAGCGUAUAAGGAUAAGGGUUUAUCCAGAUAAUAGUACUGAAGAGGUAACACAAAGAAACUCUAACAGAGGUGAACCGGAAGAUGCAAGAAGCAUGAAUCUCGACAAUGAAUUGGAAGAAACGCCGAAAACAAGCCUGGACAGGAAUGUAUUAGGCGAUGCUGCUUCUGGAGACCUUGAAUUUGUAUAGCUCAGAGCUUGAAUUUGGUGCUUCGUGCCUGCUCCAUGAAAGCAGUGUGCUGCGACAUGUUCUAUGUAAUCUAGCAGUUCAGACCAAUCCUGCCAUACCAAAUUUGGGAAUGGAGAUCUCCCAGUAAUGAUAUGGAUACAACCGCCGACGGUCUUUGCUGUGCCGUGCCGCAUCCAGCAAGAGUCAUUUUGGAUGCAUUGCAAGGUCAGGCCGUCAAGGUGAAGGCGGAUGGUUAUCUGACAUAGAAUCAGUACAAGUAUUAUUAUGUAGCACUAGCAUUGGGCAGUAUUUUGCCUCCGUUCGGAAAUAACUGACGUGGUUUGGAGUGGUUGUAUACUAUAAUAAAGUAGAAACCCUGGCGCCUGUUUUGGACUUGCAA